Messenger RNA from Alternaria atra, 1224 nucleotides. RefSeq lists its product as uncharacterized. Gene Ontology annotation, biological process: NADP+ catabolic process; NAD+ catabolic process. Lineage: Eukaryota; Fungi; Ascomycota; Dothideomycetes; Pleosporales; Pleosporaceae. The record is from RefSeq and is a predicted model, not a curated record. The transcript is spliced from 3 exons. The coding region runs from base 1 to 1224 and encodes 407 amino acids. Gene Ontology annotation, cellular component: cytosol. Gene Ontology annotation, molecular function: NADH pyrophosphatase activity.
AUGCCCCCGCAACCCGAACUUCCCGAGCCAGCGCAUCCAGAAGUAGAUUCAAUGCUGAGCCGUAAAUUCGGAAAGGAAGUUGCUAACUACUUCUCUGGCUCUCCACUCAAUCGCGUAGGCUUCCUGCGCCCCGACCAUCAGUUCCUCACCUCGGCACUCCACCAUCCCAGCAGUGUUUUCCUGCCAUUCAAAAACCUCGAACCCCUCACAAAGUCCGGUACGGAACUUGCACGCUGCGGCUUCUCUGAUGUCAAGCCAGUCAUUGGUGAGAACCCAUUCGAGAAGUCUGAGGAGGAAGUCAUCGCACAGUACAACUCUAGUCUGUAUGUUCCGCAGAUUAUCUUCUUGGGUCUCGAUGAGCGACAAGAUGGCUUUACAUACAAAGAGCACUAUAAGGGACAGCCGUGGUUUGCUGUCGACGUUACACCUAGGGAAAGUGUGAAGGAGAAGGCAGACGAGGUGCUGGAGAAAUUGACAAGCACGGGUCUGGAAUUCAGUAAAGGAAGAACGAAUUUGAAUCUGCAGGCUCAGGAAGCGGCCAUCUACGCUGAAGCCCGACACCUCCUCGACUGGAACGCACGGAACCCCUUUUGCGCUUCUUGCGGCUACAAAACUCUGUCCGUAAACGCCGGUUUCAAGCGCACUUGCCCACCAAAAGACAUUGCGUCCGAAGUCAACCAAGGCGAACGCCCACCCUGCGCAACCCGAACCGGCAUUUCGAACCUCUGUUUCCCUAGAACAGACCCUACAGUCAUCAUGGCCGUUGUAUCCGCCGAUGGUAAGAAGAUUCUACUAGGACGUCAAAAGCGCUGGCCUCCCAACUGGUACUCCACUCUGGCCGGUUUCCUGGAACCCGCCGAGAGCGUCGAAGAAGCCGUACGUCGCGAAGUCUGGGAGGAAUCUGGCAUUCAUCUCGGUCGUGUUGUUAUUCACAGCACUCAGCCUUGGCCUUAUCCUGCUAACCUCAUGAUUGGUGCUGUCGGGCAGGCGAUCCCAGAUGGAGAGACGAUUCAUCUGGGACAUGACGCCGAGCUGGAAGAUGCGAAAUGGUUCACGGCAGAGGAGGUUAGGGAGGCGCUACGCGUGGGUACUAGUGGACUUGGAGAUGAUGCUGGCCCAGAGUACAAAGAGGGUGGGCUGAGAUUGCCGCCGAAAACUGCGAUUGCGAACCAGCUCAUGACGGCCGUUGUUAACGGGUUCGCUAGUGGAAGUCCAAUGAUCUAG